AUGAUAGAAUCCAAGAGCAAGCAAGAUUCGGGUGAGGUGUCGAGCGGCGAGAUCAUCCACAACCAAGAGCAUUUGCAACGCCAUCUCACCCCUCGUCAAGUCCAAUUCGUUGCGAUUGGAGGUGCGAUUGGGACAGCUCUGUUCGUGAGCAUUGGCUAUGGCCUCAUGCGUGGAGCGGCAAGUUUGCUAAUAGCCUUUGUCCUCCAUGCUUGCGUCAUAGCCCAGGUGAGCAACGCGCUUGCGGAGAUGACUGUUUUCAUGCCCAUCAGUGCAGCCUUCAUCCAUCACGCAGGCAACUGGGUGGACAGUGCCUGGGGCUUCAUGAUUGGGUGGAACUUCUUCAUCUUCGAGGCUCUGCUCAUUCCCUUCGAAAUCACGGCAUUAGAUAUGGUCUUGACGUUCUGGAGAGACGACAUCCCGUCCGCGGCAGUCAUCACAGUUUGUAUUGUGCUCUAUGCAGCAUGCAACGUACUUGUCGUUAAGUACUUUGGGGAAACAGAAUUCUGGUUAGCAGGAGGCAAGCUCCUGCUAAUUUGCAUCCUGUUCUUCUUCACCUUCAUCACAAUGGUCGGAGGAAACCCGCAACACGAUGCGUAUGGCUUCCGUAACUGGUCCAAACCGGCUCCUUUCGUCGAGUACAUUGACAAGGGUCAUAUGGGCCGUUUCCAUGGUUUCCUCGCCGCGCUAUGGCAGGCCGCCUUCAACAUCGUUGGCCCAGAAUACUUGGCAACAGUCGCUGGCGAAGCGCAACAGCCGCGCAAAACCAUGAAGGCUGCGUUUAAGUCCGUCUACUGGCGCUUCGGCAUCUUCUUCAUCGGAGGUGCCCUUUGCGUUGGUAUCGUUCUCCCCGCAAAUGAUCCUUCUCUGCUGUCAGUCUUGAGCUCUGGUGAGACUGGAACAGGUGCAGCGUCGCCUUUCGUCAUUGCGAUGAAGAACAUGAACGUCGGAGUUCUCCCGCAUAUCGUCAAUGCCUUGCUGUUGACAAGUAUUUACUCUGCUGGGAACGCUUAUGUGUACUGCUCGUCUCGCAGUCUCUAUGGACUAGCGCUUAACGGCCAUGCGCCCAAGAUUUUCACCAAGGUCACCAAGCAAGGCGUUCCUGUCUAUUGCCUGGUCGUCUCCAUGGCAUUUGCCUGCCUGUCUUAUCUCAAGCUGGGAAGUGGAUCAGUCACUGUCUUGACAUGGCUCACCAACCUGAUUACCGGCGGAACCUUGGUGACGUACAUCGUGAUUUGCGUCAACUAUCUCUUUUUCUACCGAGCCCUCCGCGCGCAGAAUUUCAACAGAGAAGACCUUCCUUACCGUGGCUACCUGCAACCGUACGGAACUUGGAUCGCUUUGGUUUGGCUCAUCGCUGUGGAAGCUUUCUAUGGAUACGCUAUUUUCCUGCCUGGUAGAUGGGAUGUUGGAUCGUUCUUUAGUAGUUACACUAUGGCUAUCCUAGCUAUCUGCCUUUUCUGUGGCUUUAAGGUCAUCAGGCGUACAAAGUUUGUCAGGCCGGAGCACGCCGACUUGGUCUGGAUCCGUCCGGCGGUCGACGAGCACGAAGCGGCCAUGGCUGACAAAGAGGAGGUGGGAUUACGCAGACGCAUGGCACAGCUUCUGAAGGUAGAUUUAGAACACGGUCGCUCCUCGAGUGGCUCAGUGUAG
Colletotrichum karsti is the source of this 1650-nucleotide messenger RNA. RefSeq names its product histidine permease. Gene Ontology annotation, biological process: amino acid transmembrane transport. NCBI's taxonomy places the organism in Eukaryota, Fungi, Ascomycota, Sordariomycetes, Glomerellales, Glomerellaceae. The transcript has 4 exons. Bases 1 to 1650 code for a protein of 549 amino acids. The record is from RefSeq and is a predicted model, not a curated record. Gene Ontology annotation, molecular function: amino acid transmembrane transporter activity. Gene Ontology annotation, cellular component: membrane.